AGAGAGAAAAGCUUGCUUGUGAUGGACCAAUUUGUAGAGAGAGAUGGACGAAAUACAAGUGGAAACACAGGCUCAAAGCUCGUCCAAAAUCAUUGCAAAAUCCCUCAAAAUCCUUGCAAAAAACUUCACCCUCCUCAUCACCAUCACGGCCCUAACUAUCCUCCCUCUCUCUCUCCUCCUCUUCUCACUUUCUCUCUCUACCCGCCCUCUGGCCACCGAAAUCUCUCGUAAACAAGCUCUCGUUGCAUGGCUCGCACCGAGCGCUAUAACGCGCCACGUUAUCAGGGAGAUAAGAUCCGACUCUCUCAAGCUUCUCUCUCUAAAAUUUAUCUACUUCUUACCGUCUUAUAUCCUCUCUCUCUCCUCAACGAUAACGGUGGUCCGAUCCGCCUUCAUCGCCCAUAACGGAAAAACACCCACAUUGGAGUCGGCCAUAACGGCCGUUAAGAAAACGUGGAAGAGGCCCCUCGUAACGUCUCUCUACGUUUACUUUGUGAAGUUACUUUAUGAUAACGCCGUUAAUGUGUGCUAUGCUUUUCCGGUGAAGUGGGUGGUGGUGGUUUUGGUGACAAGCUGUUUUAGGGUUCUCUGGUUUUAUGGGGCGGCAGUUUUGAGCAUGGGAAUGGUGGUUUCGGUCGUGGAAGAGAGAGAAGGAAUGGAUGCUCUGAAAACAGCUUUUGAUUUGAUGGGUGGCAGGUGGUUUUGCGGGUGGCUUUUGGGGGGGUUACAGGUGGUUUUAACGGGUGGUAUUGGUUACGUUUUUAUGGAGAGAAAGGGUGGUUUUGUGGAUGGUGUCUUUCUGGUUUUGAUGUUUUGCUUUGUGGUUUUAGUGGGGUACUUGAUAAACACGGUAUUCUACUUCGAGUGCAGGAAAUGUUUGGGUAGAGAGAAAGUUGAUGGAAUUUGA
Messenger RNA from Amborella trichopoda, 907 nucleotides. RefSeq lists its product as uncharacterized. The record is from RefSeq and is a predicted model, not a curated record. NCBI's taxonomy places the organism in Eukaryota, Viridiplantae, Streptophyta, Magnoliopsida, Amborellales, Amborellaceae.